AUGGUCCUCUUCACGAGGAAGAGAAAAUUGGGGCCAACAAAGGCACCAACUCUCCUAAACACUACGCUAAGCUUUGCAUCUGAUGUGAAAUACCUAGGGGUUACACUCGAUGCAAAGCUAACAUGGAAUCUACACUUUGAGAGAAGAUUAAAAAAGGCGUACAUAUCCUAUGUGCAAUGCCGCGGAACCGUUGGCAAAACCUGGGGCAUGAAACCAAAUGUGGUUAUGAGGAUAUACACUGCCAUAGUGAGACCAAUGUUGGCCUAUGGGGCUGUCGUCUGGUGGCCGAAAUCCCAGCAGACGACAGCUAAACAAAAGCUCAGCCAAGUACAAAGGGUUGCCUGUCUGAGCAUAACUGGAGCUAUGCGUACAACACCUACCAUAGCAAUGGAGGUAAUGCUGUGUCUGCCACCUCUGGAUAUUUAUCUAAGAGAAAUGGCUUUGACAACCAUGCUUCGCCUCGAGAACGUUGGCUUAAAACCGGUUGUAGGACGUGGAGAAGUCAGAAGUCGCCUGUGGAAUGAGGUCGUCAGGAAGACGCCCCUCCUGCAGGCAGACACUGACAGUAUUUCUCCCCGGUUUGCAUUUGACAAACCCUACACCGUACUCAUUAAGAGACAGGAGGAGACCGCCCGUGGAGAUUGGGCAAUGGAUAGGCAUGCUACCGUUGUACAAACGGAGUUAGCAGGCAUAACCAUAGCCGCGAAGGAAAUUGCCCGCAGGCAUACUACGGGCAAAACCAUUAGAAUCUACACGGAUAGUAGACAAGCACUACUGACCUUGCGUAAUCAUAAGAUAAUGACUAGGACAGUAUGGGAAUGCCAUGAAGCACUGGUUGUGGCCUCGGCCGCUAACAGCAUAUCUGUAUGCUGGAUUUCGGUGAUGUACCUUUCGGAAGUCAAUGUUCUAGGAAUGAUUCCCAAUUGGGUUCUUAUAUUAAUGAAUACGCCUGCCCAUACCGUAACGGAAUCGCCAUGGCAACGACAGACGUAUGGCGUCGUCGUGGAGAACGUUGUACCGAUAAUUUUAUGCGGCCAGCUGCGGCUUUUAAUGGCUGUUCAGUUAUGGUAUGGGCAGACGUAUCCAUUAAUACCAGAUCUCAGUUGGAUAAUGCUGGUCUUCACACCGCAAAACGUACGAGAAAUUUUCUUCACAACGCAACGUGGUGACCACCCACCUAUGAGUCCCGACUUGAACCCCAUUGAGAAUGUUUAG
Molecule: messenger RNA, 1215 nt
Organism: Anoplophora glabripennis (Asian longhorned beetle)
Lineage: Eukaryota; Metazoa; Arthropoda; Insecta; Coleoptera; Cerambycidae
Exons: 4
Coding region: 1-1215 (404 amino acids)
Molecular function (GO): nucleic acid binding
Source: RefSeq, a predicted model, not a curated record